GCCAGUCGACGCAAUCUACGACGAGCAUUGCCGGCAGCGUCCUCUUCUCACACCCACUCUUUCUCUCCUACCCUAAUCUGCAGCAUCUACUGGGCCCCGGCCCGUGAUGGGCAACAGCGCUUCCUCCUCCCGCGCUCACCAGGACGACACAGUCGACUAUGGCUUCCUCACCCCGCAAGGAGUCUACACUGGCAACCCAGACUGGAAUCAGCAGGUCGUUGCUCAACUCAUCAUAGACCGCCGCCUCGCUCCCUUCUACCGCCCUCUCGAGGAAUACGAUGACAACUGGGAUGACGAGCAGAUCCUCGCGGCACGCAAAUCGCUGCCAGAAGAUGUGGCAACCUCAGAAUCCGUCUCUCGAUCGGACGGCGGCGGAAGUUUACAUAGCAGUGCUUCGCGUUCAAAUUCAGUACAUUCAUCUAUUCACCCGGCAAGAAGACCAGCUGCGCUCAAAGAGCCAAGCAGAAUACCUGAAGCAAUGGUCUACAGGGGUGCUAUCGAGUGUCCCAUCUGUUUCCUAUACUAUCCUCCUAAUAUCAACCAUUCUCGCUGCUGUGAUCAGGCAAUAUGCACGGAAUGCUUCGUGCAGAUAAAGAGGAGUGAGCCUACGACUACUCAUGUUGUCUCUGAGCCUGCUGCCUGUCCAUAUUGUGUCCAAGAGAACUUUGGCGUCACAUAUAAUCCACCCUCUUGGCGAGCUGGCAUCGGUGCUGAUGGCUAUACUCCAAUCACUGUGAUGUCUCCGCGGCAGCAGACCGCUGAAACGAAGAAGAGCCGCCGCAAGAGCUUUGGUGCGGACAGCGCGGAGGUGGUCACCAUAGACCAUAUACGGCCAGAUUGGGAAGCGAAACUCGCUGCCGUGCGUGCGGCUGUAGCCCGUCGGGCUAACCGGCGCAUCAUUAUGCGUCAGGUUGGGGACCGCCUGAUCCCCGUGGGUGUGACAAGUGGUCGAAUCCAUCCAUUGAAUGGUGAUGCUGGUGCUGGUAGCGGUGAAGGCGGCACCGAAAAUGCCAACGAAGGUGAGGGUCGAGCAAGCCGACGCUCAAGACGGCGGCAGCAUCAACAGCAUCCGCAAGACAUCAAUCAGUUACUUGGUACAAUGGGGUUGGGAGGUCAAGACCUUGAAGAACUUAUGGUCAUGGAAGCCAUGCGACUUUCAUUGUUGGAGCACGAGGAGCAGCAGCGAAGGGAGGCUGAAGAGAAGCGGAAGAAAGAAGCCGAGCGUAUAGCGAAAGGCGAGGCACCUAGCAAUGAUACUAACGGGGAGAACGAAGCGGGACCGUCGUCCUCUGCACCGGGUUUAGAGCUUCCGCCACUACCCACGACAUCUCCAAUUAACGUAGCCCAAUCAUCAAACAGAGGUUUGACUUCAACAGUUUCUCCUUCUCCGGGUGGCCGUUCCGUGUCAUUAAGCCCCAGGUCAUCUCCAGCACCAGGUAGCCUUACAGAGUCGGAGCAAAGCUCUCGCCCAUCAGGACCUUCCUCACUAAAUGCAUUAGUGACGGCUUCAUUGGGGGUUUCCUCAGCACAUUCUGGAUCGCGAACACACUCAAGGUCGGGUUCAGCAACACCCAGUGUGCGCUCACCGACACCUCGAGAGGGCACUAAUUUGGCACAGUUCAGUACACUUAGUGCUGCUCUAGCGACACAUGGAGCCGCAUCAGCUGUAUUGGCUGCAAGCGGUGGUGGAACAUCCGAUAGUGUUCCCACGAGUGGUCCUUCGACUUGCACUACUUCCGCGGCGACACAGCUCCCGAAUUCCCAGCCUGAGGUAGUGGAGCCCACAUCUCCCCAAGGAGAAGACUCACCCGCAUUAGCGGCGACGAAUGCUCCAAAAGGUGUGCCAGAGGCGGAGGCGAACAGGAGUGUAUCCUCUCUAAUUUCUGGGAAUAUUGAAGGCCAGUCGUAUGAUGAGUUGCCAUCGUCUCCCGACUCGCCAUCGCACCGUCCGCUUCUGUUGGAGACGCCCGUGUCAGAAGUACCGGGUAUGACUUUAGAAUCUCACAGCGAGCCUCAUCCGGGUGAGAGUGCUCGGGGUAAUGUUCCGGAGUAAUGAUGUGAAGUGCCGUGCGGCCAUGAUACGAACGACUGUCCAUGAGCUUUUUUUACGAGAGGAUGGCUGCUGACAAAAUAUUGCAGGAGGUUUAUUUUGCGCAUACACAGAGAUUUAUUUUUCUGCCUUUUUUCUUCUCUUUACCAUUGACAAUGUAACGUAGUCUAGAGCAAGCAAGAUUCUUGCAAAGUAUUUUCU
Messenger RNA from Fomitiporia mediterranea MF3/22, 2251 nucleotides. RefSeq lists its product as uncharacterized. NCBI's taxonomy places the organism in Eukaryota, Fungi, Basidiomycota, Agaricomycetes, Hymenochaetales, Hymenochaetaceae. The coding region runs from base 107 to 2053 and encodes 648 amino acids. The transcript has 5 exons. Gene Ontology annotation, cellular component: cytoplasm. The record is from RefSeq and is a predicted model, not a curated record.